Aspergillus sclerotioniger CBS 115572 is the source of this 855-nucleotide messenger RNA. RefSeq lists its product as uncharacterized. The transcript is spliced from 7 exons. The annotation marks the transcript as partial. The record is from RefSeq and is a predicted model, not a curated record. NCBI's taxonomy places the organism in Eukaryota, Fungi, Ascomycota, Eurotiomycetes, Eurotiales, Aspergillaceae.
UUUCCUGCCAUGUCGACCUCGUAUGCCGCCCAGAGUAACCUGCCCACCAUUCUCGGGGUCCUGACUACCUUCUUCUUCCUGGCCAUCAUCGUCGUCGGUCUGCGAGUCUAUAGCCGCCUUCGUAUCGCACGAGCUGCCGGUAUUGAUGAUCUUCUCAUUGUGAUUGCAGCGUUGGGACAAUGGAUCGUCAUUCUCAUCCAAGCUCACCACGGACUCGGCCGGCACCAGGACACCCUCUCCGCGACCGAGCUGACCAUUUUUAACCAUGCCAGUUUCUGGGGAAAUGUCAUCGGGAUUGCCAUCGGCACCAUGUUCCUGAAGCUCUCCAUCGCGGUGAACCUGCUCCGUGUGUGUCAGAACCGCUGGUUCACGGUGGUGUUGUGGAUUUUGAUCGUCAUUGUGAUUCUCUACGAGCUGGUCGGCACACUUUUCUUCUUCCUCAACUGUCGCCCCAUGGCCGGAUCAUGGGAUCUGACCAUCGAUGCCAAAUGCGCAUCUACCAGAGUCAUCGUUAUCUUUGGGCUUAUCAACACGAGCUUCAAUAUUGUCACUGACGUGGCCCUUGCCAUCCUCCCGAUUCCUAUUAUCUGGCGUCUGAAUAUGAAGCGCUCCGUGCGUAUCUACCUGGUCGGCGUUCUCAGUCUGGGGUACCUUGCGGUUGCGAUGGACAUUGUUAAAUCUUAUUAUCAAGAAACAUACACGGUGACCACGGACGAAACUUACACGUUCAGCUUAAUUUUCUAUGGAUUUCUGGAAGAUUGCGUUGGAAUAAUUGCCGCUUCGGUCCCCAUGCUCAGGCCACUGGUUGGCAAGGCCCUCGGGCUUGGAUCAACAGACACCUACUAUCCAUAUGGC